AACAUGAAAAGAUGAUCAUUUCAUGUAUUUUCUGAUCCUCCUUUUAUUUGAUUGAUCUAUUAGCUGGUUUUCUGUCUUUAAGAGUUGUUGUUAUUGCUGUGGUACAGUCUUUUGGUCAUGUUCAACUCUUUGUGACCCCAGGGACCAUAGGUAUGCAUGGAUUUUUUUAUUUUGGGGGCAAGAAUACUGGAGUGGUUUGCAAUUUCCUUCUCCAGUGGAUUCUUUUGUCAGGCAGUCAGGGACUAAGUGACUUGCCCAGAGUCACCCAGCUAGGAAGUAUCUGAAUCUGGAUUUGAACUCAGGUCUUCCUGACUCUAAGCCCAGCAUUCUAUCCACUGAGCCACUUAACUGCCUCCUAAUAGAUAUACACACAAAUAUAAGAGCAAUGACUAAGUAUUAUGAAUCAACCCAAAUGAUCAUCAUUUUAACUAAAUAUUUUAACUUCAAAAAUAUAAGAAAAGAGUUUGUAGUUGGAUAAACAGAGCAACAGAAAACCAAGAUAUCCUAGGUCAGUUGCAAAAUUCUUAAAUAAAAAAAUGAGUAUUUGAAAUUUUCCAACCUAAAAACAACCUCUGUGGCAGUAAAGCCAGUUCUGCAGAAUCCUUGGGCCAUAUUUUCCCGGGACUACAAAAACCUUUAUUAUUCAAUUGCAUGCUCCUCAAGUGCUUUUAAAUACAAGUUUACAUGAUAGCUUGAUAAUCUCUCCAAUUUAUUUCAUUUUAGAAACAGUAAAAGUAAAACUGAAUGCAAAUAGUUGACACGAUGUCUUUUAGCUUAUGUCCUUAGUCAUUUUAGUUGCAUUCCACUGACUGCUAUAUUUUCUCAGUAGUAGAUACCAUCAGGAAUGUAACAGUAAUACCCUCAGCCCAAGGGCAGGAAGCUGCAUGCCUUACAUAAGAAUUAAAUCUAGUAUGAAGUUUCAUAUUUGCUUAGGAGAGGAGGAAAUGAAGAAGAAAAAAGGGCGGGGAAUGAAGAGUUCUGGGAAAAUGUUAAAGACAGGAGGAGAUUGGCUUAUUGAAACCCAAAGAACAGACCCAGAACACGUCCGAUCCCUUUCCUUGAGUGUGGACGCUUAUUUUUCAUGGUGCAUUAACUUUUCUUGACACAACUGCACAUGCUAACUCAGAUUAGGUUCUUAAGAGAAACUCUUGACUUUUAGCUACUUUCUACUUCAAGAUCUGGUGUUUGGAGAUAUGAUGUCUCAUUCUGAGAAGUCAGAUACUCUGGUUUUCUUUGUGAAUGGAAGAAAGGUAAUUGAGAAGAAUGCAGACCCUGAAGUAAACUUAUUGUUCUACUUGAGAAAAAAGCUCCGUCUUACAGGAACCAAAUAUGGCUGUGGAGGAGGAGGCUGUGGGGCUUGCACAGUGAUGAUAUCAAGAUAUGACUCCAGCAGCAAGAAGAUCCGACAUUACUCUGCCACAGCCUGCUUGAUUCCUAUAUGCUCCCUCUAUGGGGCUGCAGUCACCACAGUGGAAGGUAUUGGAAGCACUAAAACCAGGAUUCACCCUGUUCAGGAAAGGAUUGCCAAAGGCCAUGGCACACAAUGUGGGUUCUGUACUCCAGGGAUGGUGAUGUCCAUAUAUACUCUCCUGAGAAACCACCUGCAACCAUCCACUGAGCAGCUGAUUGAAACCUUGGGGGGUAACCUGUGUCGCUGUACUGGAUACCGGCCAAUUGUAGAAAGUGGGAAAAGUUUCAGUACUGAGACAUCUUGCUGUCAAAUGAAAGGAUCAGGAAAAUGUUGCUUGGAUCAAGAAGAAAAUGAAUCUGAGAAUAAAAAUGAUGUCUGUACCAAACUGUACAAAGAAGAAGAAUUUUUGCCCUUGGACCCGACCCAAGAACUUAUAUUUCCACCUGAACUCAUGAGAAUGGCAGAAGAGCCAAUACAGAAAACACUGGUGUUCCAGGGUGAGAGGGUAACUUGGAUUUCCCCUGCAACCCUGACUGACCUUUUGGAGCUCAAAUUGCAAUAUCCCAAAGCACCUCUUGUUAUGGGGAACACCUUUGUGGGACUCAACAUGAAAUUUAAAGGUGUCUGUUAUCCAGUUAUUAUCUCUCCCUCUAGAAUCUUGGAACUUCAAGUUGUGAUGAUUGAUGCAAAAAAAGGAUUGACUAUAGGUGCUGGCUGCAGCCUAGCCCAGGUGAAAGAAAUCCUGACUGAAAUGAUUUCAGAGUUCCCAGAGGAAAAGACUCAAACAUAUCAAGCUCUCUUGAAACAACUGAGAACUCUGGCUGGACAGCAGAUCAGAAAUAUGGCUUCCUUAGGAGGACACAUCAUAAGUCGGAUGGCAAGGUCUGAUCUCAAUCCUGUUUUAUGUGUAGGCAACUGUAUACUCAACUUAGCAUCAAAAGAAGGAAUACAACAAAUUCCUUUAAAUGAUCAUUUUCUUGCUGGGUCACCAGAUGCAAACCUUACAUCAGAACAGGUUUUAGUCUCUGUUUUUAUUCCUCUCUCUAGAAAGUGGGAGUUUGUGUCAGCCUUCCGACAGGCACAACGUCAGCAGAAUUCCUUAGCAAUUGUGAAUUCUGGAAUGAGAGUCCAUUUCAAGGAUGGCACAAAUAUCAUUAUGGACUUAAACAUUUUAUAUGGAGGAAUUGGUUCUACUACUGUCAGUGCAAACAAAUCAUGUCAGCAGCUCAUAGGAAGGGCAUGGAAUGAGGAGAUGUUGGAUGAAGCCUGCAGGCUAGUCCUAGAUGAAUUGACUAUCCCAGGCUCAGCCUCUGGUGGAAUGGUAGAAUACAGAAGAACUCUCAUGAUCAGUUUCUUCUUCAAAUUCUACUUGGAGGUGUUACAGGAAUUAAAUAUUAGGGACCACAGAUAUCCUGAUAUCCCCAAGAAAUUCCAAAGUGUCCUGGAAGACUUCCCCUUAACCAUACCCCAUGGAAUACAGACUUAUGAGUGCAUAGACUCUCAUCAGCCACUUCAAGAUCCAGUUGGCCGUCCAGUCAUGCAUCAAUCAGGUAUUAAACAUGCCACUGGGGAAGCCAUGUUUUGUGAUGAUAUGCCUGCUAUUGAUGAAGAACUCUUCCUAGCUGUAGUAACCAGUACAAGGCCUCAUGCAAAAAUCAUCUCAAUUGAUGUAUCUGAGGCUCUGGCCUUGCCUGGAGUCGUUGACAUAAUAACUUCUCAAGAUGUUCCAGCUGAAAAUGGUGAUGAGGAAGAGAGGCUCUAUGCUGAGGAUGAGGUCAUUUGUGUGGGACAGAUUGUCUGUACUGUGGCGGCUGAUUCAUAUUUUCAUGCCAAGCAAGCAGCUAAAAAGGUGAACAUUGAGUAUGAAGAUGUGGAACCAGUAAUUUUGACAAUUAAGGAUGCAAUAAAACACAAGUCAUUCAUUGGAUCAGAAAAAAAAUUAGAACAAGGAGACAUUAAGGAGGCAUUUCAAACUGUUGAUCAAAUCAUUCAAGGUGAGGUACAUAUGGGAGGACAGGAACAUUUUUAUAUGGAAACUCAGAGUGUACUUGUGAUCCCAAAGGUGGAGGACAAAGAGAUGGAGAUAUAUGUAUCAAGCCAAGAUGCUGCCCUUGUACAGGAAAAAGUGGCUUCUGCUUUGGGUGUUUCCAAAAACAGAAUCAUGUGCCACAUGAGAAGGGCUGGAGGAGCUUUUGGAGGUAAAAUGACCAAGCCUGCUCUACUGGGAGCUGUGGCUGCUGUGGCAGCAAAUAAGACUGGCCACCCAAUUCGUUUUAUUUUGGAGCGUGGAGAUGACAUGUUGAUAACUGGAGGACGACAUCCACUACUUGGGAAAUAUAGGAUAGGCUUCAUGAACAAUGGCAAAAUCAAGGCAGCAGAUAUUGAAUAUUAUAUUAAUGGAGGAUGUACACCAGAUGAAUCAGAAAUGGUAAUAGAAUAUGCUUUGCUCAAACUGGAAAAUGCUUAUAAAAUUCCUAACCUCCGGAUACAAGGUCGUGCUUGCAAAACCAACUUGCCUUCCAAUACAGCCUUCAGGGGCUUUGGUUUUCCCCAGGGCAGCUUUGUGACAGAGAGCUGGAUAACAGCUGUGGCAGCUAAAUGCAAUUUAUCACCAGAGAAGGUUAGGGAACUAAAUAUGUACAAGACAGUUGAUAAAACAAUCCAUAAACAGGAAUUUGAUCCAAAGAACCUGAUAAGAUGUUGGGAUGAAUGUAUGGAAAAAUCUUCAUAUUAUAGCAGAAAAGAGGCCAUAGAAUUAUUUAAUCAGCAGAAUUACUGGAAGAAAAGAGGGAUUGCCAUUAUUCCUAUGAAAUUCUCUGUAGGAUAUCCAAAGACAUAUUAUCAUCAGGCCGCUGCCUUGGUUCACAUCUAUACAGAUGGGUCUGUAUUAAUUACACAUGGGGGAACUGAACUGGGACAAGGUCUGAACACCAAAAUGAUACAGGUGGCCAGUCAUGAACUAAAGAUACCAAUGUCAGAUGUAUACCUAAGUGAAAUGAACACUGCAGCAGUGCCAAAUACUGUCAGCACUGCAGGAUCAGUUGGAGCAGAUGUCAAUGGAAAAGCGGUGCAGAUUGCCUGUCAAACUCUAAUGAAACGCCUUGAACCCAUCAUCAGCAAGAAUCCCAAUGGUACUUGGAAAGAAUGGGCUAAUGAAGCCUUUACCCAAAGCAUUAGUCUGUCAGCCACUGGAUAUUUUAGGGGCUAUAAAGCAAACAUGGACUGGGUAAAAGGAGAAGGUGAUGUUUAUCCAUACUUUGUUUAUGGAGCUGCCUGUUCUGAAGUUGAAGUUGACUGCUUAACAGGAGCACAUAAGAACAUCAGAACUGACAUAGUCAUGGAUGCCUGUUUUAGCAUUAAUCCUGCUAUAGAUAUAGGACAGAUUGAAGGUUCAUUUACCCAAGGGGUUGGACUUUAUACUAUGGAAGAACUGAAAUACUCUCCUGGGGGAGUCUUGUACAGCAGAGGCCCAGAUGAUUAUAAAAUUCCUUCAGUCACUGAUAUCUCAGAGGAACUCAAUGUUUCCUUAUUAACAUCCACCAAAAACCCAGUGGCUAUCUACUCAUCUAAGGGUUUAGGUGAGUCAGGAAUGUUCCUUGGAUCAUCUGUAUUCUUUGCUAUAGUUGAUGCUGUGACUGCAGCACGUAAAGAGAGAGGACUGACCCAAGCUUUUAUGAUGAACAGCCCUGCAACCCCUGAGCUGAUUCGAAUGAUCUGUCUGGAUAAAUUUACUGACUUGAUUCCACAAGAUGACCCCACGUCCUAUAAGCCUUGGUCCAUCUCUGUAGCCUAAUGCUUGAGUUCCAGAAGAUGACAUAACUAUCUGAUGAAUUUAAAGACUGCCAUUCACCAAUAUAAAUGUUUCUGUUUUUAAAUCCAUAGAAAAAAUAUUUAAUUCUUAAAUACAGUUAUACUUACUUUAGUAAUCUUAGAAUCUCAAAAUGCAUAAGCAAUUAAACUUUUUUCCUAUUAAAACUUUAAAUAAAAUCUUACUUUUUAAUAUAUUAUUUUUUAAUUAUGCUAAUGGAAAAAUGAGUAGUAUUUGGCCAGGUAAAUAAAAGAGAAAAAGGAGAUAUGAAACUCAUUGCUAUUUUUUAAGUAAAGUUGUGAGAAUAGAAAACAAGUUAUUUUCUUAUAACUAGUAAAAAUUUCCAUGUGAUAUCAUUAAAAUGAACUGUUUCAGUUGAAUUUUUCUUUUGCAAACUUGGAGAAUGUGUUAAGGAGAGCAAACUAAUGCAGCAAGAACAGCCAGUCAGAAGUCCAAAUUAUAGGAAUCAUUACCUUUAUUACUGACUAGCGGGGUGGCCCCAGAGGUGAGGGAGAGGGAAGUAUACUAAAGGAAGGAAUUGGUAGUUUUCAACACAGCAUACAUAUGUGUCUUUAUUAGGAUUCUGCAGAGCAAGCAAGCAAUAAAUCACAGAGGUAGACUUUAUACUUUUAACAACUUCUCAGGAUUUCAGUGUUUAUCAUUGGGGGGGUUGGGGUGGGGGGGUAUUAGUCCUGCCAUAAAUUUAACCCUAGGGUAGACUGUGUCUGAAUUCGUGGGGAAACCUGCAGCUUUCAGAGGAGACCAGCAGGCAUUGGCUGAAAAUGUGGUUUUUGUUUCCUUCCCUGAAGGCUUCCUGGACAUGCCUAGGACUGGGGGUUUUUGUCUGCCUCAAAUGAUUAUUUAAAAAAUCCCAAAAUUUUGCCUUUUAUGUUAGGAUUAAUAUUAAGUAUGGGUUCCAAGACACAAGAGUGGAAAAGGCUAAGCAACUGAGUUCAAAUGAGUUGUCCACGGUAGUGGUUAGGAAGUAUCUGAGAUGAGAUAAGAACCCAAGACCUCCUAUCUUUAGGCCUGACUCUCUACCACCACUCCAUAAAGAAAACUUCUCUGACUGGGAAUUGAACCUAUAAUUUCAUUAUAUAACAUAUAUAAUUAAACUCUAUGGGACAAUAUAUAGUUUUUGUUUACAUGUGUUUUCUGUUCCUGUUAUUGAUUUCCUCAACAAAAUUUCAUAGACAUAUCCAUUUAUACAGUAAGAGUGAGACUUUAAGAUAAUAAUUUCAUGUCAUGUUUAAAAUUAUGGUUUUAAGAAAAUAAGGUUUUGCCUAUUAAAUAUAUUAUUAAUG
Monodelphis domestica (gray short-tailed opossum) is the source of this 6523-nucleotide messenger RNA. Its product is annotated as aldehyde oxidase 3-like. Gene Ontology annotation, molecular function: 2 iron, 2 sulfur cluster binding; iron ion binding; oxidoreductase activity. The record is from RefSeq and is a predicted model, not a curated record. NCBI's taxonomy places the organism in Eukaryota, Metazoa, Chordata, Mammalia, Didelphimorphia, Didelphidae.